CCCCGGUCUUCCAAGCUCGAUCUCCUCUCUUUCUCCCUCUCAGCAGUCAGCAGACCAUCCAUCCAUCUGCAAGCAAGCUCACUUCGAGUCCACAAGCGCCGCCGACAUACAUGGGCAAUGGACUCUCCCUGCCCCCGUGCCUGCACCUGCCGGCGGCGGUGAGGCUGGUGUACUGGGGCGGGCGGGCGAGGCUGGUCGCCGCGGACGCCAGCCUCACGGCCGGGGACGUCGCGGCGGAGCUCCCGGCGCCGGCCACGGACCAUGCGGUCUGCCCCGCGGACGCUUUCUUCGUGGGCCUCCCGAUCCCCGUCAUUUCCCCCGGCGAGAAGCUCCUGCCGGGGCGGACCUACUUCGUGCUCCCCGCCGCACGGUUCCCGUCCGUCAAGGUGCUCACCGCCGCCACGCUCGCCGCGCUGUCGGCCGCGCCCGCGCCGGCGAGCAGGGGGAGGAGCAAGGCGGCGGCGCUCCCCUUAUUAGCGGGGCAGUGCCCGUUCGAGUACGUCAAGGGCGACGGCGGCGCGCCGCUCAUCAGGGUCCUGCCGGAGUUCAUCGAGAAGGUGAUCACCUGCGACGGCGGCGCCCCGGCGGUGGCGGCGGCGCCGAAGACGGCGGCGGAGCUGUGCAGCACGCCGGAGCUGAAGCGGCAUUACGCGCAGCUGGUGGGGCCGAGGAGCCGGCCGUGGGCGCCGAGGCUGGAGACCAUAGCGGAGGGCGAUAGGAGCAGGUGGCUGAGGGCGACGGCGAGGAUGCUGUCUUCCCGAUAGACGCCCACAACUGACAAAGAUUUCUUUUAGGACGCGACGAGCUAGCAGCAAAAUGUACAGUUGGUCGAUCGCACAAUUUUGUUCGAGACCACAUUUGGUGGCCUCUCGAGAUUGCUUACUAAUGAGACUGGCAUUGUUGAUCCUCUUACUAAUGAGGCUGA
Molecule: messenger RNA, 925 nt
Organism: Panicum hallii
Lineage: Eukaryota; Viridiplantae; Streptophyta; Magnoliopsida; Poales; Poaceae
Exons: 1
Coding region: 111-764 (217 amino acids)
Source: RefSeq, a predicted model, not a curated record